AUGAUAUAAACUAAUAUUACAAGUCUUAUUCAAUAUAGACCUAAUCAGAUGUUCUCUCUUAAUCUCCUCAAAAUCUUAGCCAUGUUAUCAAUUUCAAUGAGUCAUUAUGGAAUAUUAAUUGGAUAAAAUGAUCGACAAAGUAUAAUCAAUAGCAAUUUUAUGAUAAUCAUGAUAAACUCCUUAUAUGCUGUUGAUAUUUUCUUCCUUAUUUCAGGUUUUAUACUUGGAAAGAAACUACUAACUAAUCCAAACUUGUUGUUGUCUCCUAUUCAGUCUAUGUUAAUGAUAUUAGAUAGAAUAAUGAGGAUAUAUCCCUUAUAUUGGAUACUUCUGAUUAUUUACAUCAUAUUACCAAAAUUAUUCACUAAUGUUGGAUAUACAGAAAAUUGUAUGGAUAAUAUUGCAUAUGUUAGUACUUUGACACACAAUAUUUUCAAUAAAUUUGGCUGUUUUGAGUGGAGUUGGUACAUAGCUGUGGAAAUCUAAACCCUAAUAUUCUUGUGUUUAUCUAUUCCAACAAUUCAUCUGAUUAGAUCAUGUUUCUUGAAAUCAAAAGGUACUUCAGAUACAAACAAAAAUAGCAUCUAAGAUUUAUCAAAUUAUAUCUUUUUUUUAAUUAUUACUGUGCUGCUCUAUAGUAUGGCUAUCUGCAUUCAAAAUAAUUAUAAGAUAUCUUUUUACGCUAUGACAGAUAAACAAUUUUAUUACAACUUCUAUCAAAAACCUUAAUAUAAAAUGUCUUCAUAUUUAAUAGGAUUGCUUACUGGCUUGAAAUAUAAAAGGCAGUGUUUUGCUAAUACACGCUAUAAAAUAAUAGCAAUUUUGGCAUUUUUCUUUUCACUUUUGGGUUGGAUUCUUAUAAAAGAAUACUAAUUAUAUGUAGCAGAUUUAAUUUAAAAUAUUUAUCAAUCUAUAUCUAGGCCUAUUUUAUGUCUAGGCAUUCUAUUUUCAGGAAUUUUGGAUAUGAAAUCAGCAAAAUUAAUUGAACAACUAUUUUAAAUCUUUUCAAAACUUCUAUUUAGCAUUUAUUUAAGUCAUUACUUUCUAUAUUAAAUAUUGAUAAGCCAAAGCUUUAUUCAAUUUGGAUUAGUUCCCAAUUUUAUAUGUAAUUAGUGUUGUAAUACUUAGUAUUCACUUUGA
This is a messenger RNA of Paramecium tetraurelia, 1140 nucleotides long. RefSeq lists its product as uncharacterized. The record is from RefSeq and is a predicted model, not a curated record. NCBI's taxonomy places the organism in Eukaryota, Ciliophora, Oligohymenophorea, Peniculida, Parameciidae. Gene Ontology annotation, molecular function: acyltransferase activity, transferring groups other than amino-acyl groups. The transcript is spliced from 2 exons.